This is a messenger RNA of Closterium sp. Naga37s-1, 2370 nucleotides long. The record is from the annotation of a GenBank genome assembly. NCBI's taxonomy places the organism in Eukaryota, Viridiplantae, Streptophyta, Zygnematophyceae, Desmidiales, Closteriaceae.
AUGAAAAGUGCGCGCGGUCGCGAAAGCUCUCGCCUGCUGUCGCUCCCCGACGAGCUUCUCCAGCCUGUUCUCGCGCGUGUCGACCAUCCGCGCGAUCGCUGCCUGGUGACGUCACUGGAGCUCGACUCGCCACUCGAGCGCCACUCCGUCUUCAACGACCCUCCGCCUCCCCCAGUGGACGCCUUCCCUUCACUGCGCUCACUCACCCUCCUAUACGAGCCCUCGCACUACCGCUUCAUCUCCCGCUGCCCCUCCCUCACCUCGCUCACCCUCUGGGGCCCCAACGCCUUCGCUCUCUACUCCCUCGCCUCCCCCUCCUCCCCUCUCCGCCUCUCCCUCGCCUCCCUCACCAUCCACUCUGCUCGCCUCGAAGCCGCCCUCUCGCCUCUCGCCUCCUUCCCUCGCCUCACCUCUCUCUCCUUCCUCUCCUGCACCAUCGAUCCCUGCGAGCUUCACGCCCUCUCUCGCUCCCUCCACACGCUCACCCACCUCGCCCUCCUCAGCUGUCCCUUGGUCUCCAGCCACUCCCUCGCCGCCCUCGCUCAAACCAACCCAGCUCUCUCCUCCCUCUCUCUCUACUCCACCUCCUACCCUCUGUUCGCUGCCCAAGGCCUUCUUACCCUUCUCCGCACUUCCUCCUCCCGCCUCCACACCCUUAAUCUCUCCGGCCUGCCCUCGUACCGCCCGGGCAUGCUUGGACUCUGCAGCAGCCUGAAGCGUCUCACGGUGAAAGGAUUGGGGGAGGCGAGGGAGAGUGUUAUGCCCUCUGAGGCGCCGCAGAAGCCGUCUUUGGAGUGCCUUGUGGCCAUGCUGGUGCGCGUGGAACAGUGGGGAGGCAGUGCGGGAAUGGUGGCAGGGGACGAUCGAGUAGGGAGACGCCAAGUGGAGAUGGUUGUGGGGAACGGUGAGGGAGGAGGAGCAGCAGCAGCAGCAGCAGCAGCAGACGAUGGUGAAGCAGCAAUGACAGCCCAUGACGCAGCAGCCCUCCCAGCAGCUACCACGCUGGUAGAAUCAGAGACAGGAAUCAGGGGCCACAUGAGCCCAACGUACCUGGAUUUCCGUAUGGAAGCAGCAGCAGCACGUGCUGACAUGGUGGCCGCAAUCGACGACUGGAGGGCCCUCAUGGGCACAUGUGAGUGGAGGCUCCAGAAAGUCAUAUCGCAAGUCAUGCGGGCUCGGCACAUGCGAGGCGAGUUCGCCCUUUCGAGCAUUAGGAAUGCCAUCAUUCAGGUCCGCGCGGCCAUCUCGCUGUGCCUGUGCGUGCGGCUGUCAGUGAACGAGGUGAACGCCCGGAUUGCACGCGAGGAGGCACUGGUGGAGGCCUGCACCGCUGCCCAGGCUGCAGGGCUCUUCACUGCUCCUCUGGAUGAAGAAAUGGAACCGGAGGGGCACCAGGAGAGAGGGGGGCAAAGGGGAGGAGGGAGGGAGGUGGAGGAGCUGGUAGGGUUCAGCCCAGAGAGCGACCUUCCGGCUGAUCUGGCGGAGGUGAGCGAGACGCUGCUGGGGGAGGAGACGGGUGGAUGGCCGGCGUUUGUGGCGGUGUCACAAAGAGAGGCACGUGGGCUGCUGCAGGCGCUCACUCAGCAGCUGGUGGCGCGCAUGGAGGCCGUCGCUUGUGGGGCUCCGCCUGGCGCCCCGCCAACAGUGCCUGGGGCUGCGCCACUGCCUGGGGCUGCGCCAGCAGGCCCUGGGCCGGCAGCAACAGAUGCAGCAACGUUGGAAGGCGCAGGAACGGUGGCAGCAGAAGGGGUAAGAGCAGAAGAGGCAGUAUCACAGGGGCCAACAAGCGCAGAAGGAGAUGCAGGAGGGAGAGUGGGAGAGGGUGCGAGAAGAGCACGAGCGUUACAGCAGCUGCCAGGAGCAGAGGCGGGAGGAGGUCCAGGAGGAGACGAGCAGCUGGGGAGCAGAGUGUCAACUCACUCGCCCCCCCACAAGAGCACACCACCCGAAAAAAGCACACCCCCAAAUAUAAACACACUCGUGACACCUGUGCAAGUGUUUUUCCCUCCACUGGAGGCCCUAACCCUUGAGAGCAUUCGCUUCGCCUCCACGCUCAAGAGCUUGGCUCUCGUGAGCUGCUCUGGGCUGGCGGAGACACUGCUGGUGAGGCUGCUGCGUGCAUGUGGCAUGCUGGAGGAACUGCGGGUGGAAGGCAGUGACGGGUUCUCAGACGGGGUGAUUACAGGGAGUAAACUGGAGGUGUUGACUCGGUUGACUGCGGUGGGGUGCGGUGGAGUCACUGCAGGGGGCAUUGGCGGGCUGCUGGGGAACGUGCCAAGGCUGCGGUAUUUGAAGGCGGAGGCAAGUAAGGUCUCUGAAAGGGCUCGCCGGGAGUUGCUUCGUGCUGGAGUGGUUGUUAGGGGAGUGUGA